AGGCCAAGAGGUCGCAAGAAAAAGAAUGUGCAGGAACAGCUAAGUGCCUCUCCACCAGUGAAACGCUGCAGGAAGAGUGCAACGUCCCCUGUCAAAUCUUCUGAGGGAGAGCCAUCCUUUGAGACGCAACCUCCAAGUAGACCUUGCAUUGAAUCCCAGGAGCCAGGGACACUGAAAUCAGCAGAUCAAACCAUGUCCUCUGACCUCUCCAUCGAGCUGAGCCUGCAGGAGGAGCCUCAUCCUCUUAACCACUCUGUCUUCAUGCAGGAGGAGGAGGAGGAAGAGGACCAGGAUGAUGAUGAAGAGGAGCUGCCCAGCUUUUUGCAGCAGGACAAUAAAAAGCCUUUGUCAAUCUCAGAGGGACUAUGCGUGUGGUGCAAACUGAGAAAAUAUCCCUACUGGCCAGCAGUGGUUAAAAGUGUGAAUCACAAGAGCAAAAAAGCCAGCAUUGUAUUUAUUGAUUGUUACCUAAUCGACCAAAAGAGAAUUAGAAAAGGGUUUUCUGUACCCCUGCGAAAUCUAAAACGUUUUAACUGUGAAGAGCAUGACAAUUUGGUGGACCUAGCAAAAGAGAAGUAUGGCAGUGCUAUUACCUGGUCUCUGGAACUGAUAUCGGACUAUAGGAUCCGCAUUGGAUGUGGAUCCUUCUCUGGUUCCUUCAUCGAAUAUUGUGCCGCUGACAUCAGUUGCCCAGUGCGGAGGAAGUACUCUGAGAAGAAAUCUGUACUGACCUUCCCCAGUCAGGAGAUUCUGGGCGAAGAGUGUGACAACUCCGAUAAUAACACGGAGGACAUCCUUUUGGAAGAGCAGGAUGAGCUCCUCUCCAAGAAAGUGCUGCCCGACCGAUCCAAGGCUGCACGGAACCGCGCCAAUGAGUUGUUGAUUGACUUUAUCAUCAGACAAAAAGUAGAAAACCGCUUACUGGCAGUCAUCAGCGGUCGCGAGACAUCUAAAUGGAUGCUAGCCCUCCAGAAGCCUUCUCGCCCAGUGGUUGAUGUCUAUCUGGAAGAUGAGGAGCAGGUUGAUAGGGUGUACCGCUACCUGAACAAAGUCUGCGAUACCGCCCCUCAAAUAAACACCUGCCUAGAAAACAUCCAGGUGGACCGGAUCCGGCUUAUUCUUGAUGUGCUCCUGCCUGAGGCUAUUAUCCAUGCCAUUGCUGGAGUCCACAAGCUUUCCCUGGAGAAGGCAGAGGAGAAGUAUCGCAGAGGGCCGUGCUUUAGUAACAGAGAAAGACAGGAGUUUGACAUGAUGAUUGAACAGCAGAUGAAGCUCAAGGAAAUCACACAGCGCCAUUGACUGUGACAUCCCCUCUGUUUCAAAGAAACAGUAACUUUUAUGAGCUUAAUUUAUACCAUUUAUUCCCAGGAAUAUUUUCUUAAAUGUUUUUUUGACAGCAUUAAUCAUAGUAUAUGGGAAAUGAAUGAUUUUCAUGGGAAACAAUUAUGGCUUUGACUAAAAGCUAAAAAUGUUAUUAUACAUUUUUUAUUGUCAGAUCUCUGAGACUUUGUGAGCUGAAUGGUGAAUCUCUGACAUCUUGAUGCUAAAAUCAACAAAAUACAGUGCUUUUAAUGUGUGCAGUGUGUGUAAUAAAUUAAUACCUUGUACAUAAAUACAACAUUUUAAAAACAA
Molecule: messenger RNA, 1632 nt
Organism: Rhinichthys klamathensis goyatoka
Lineage: Eukaryota; Metazoa; Chordata; Actinopteri; Cypriniformes; Leuciscidae
Product: PWWP domain-containing DNA repair factor 3B
Exons: 11
Source: RefSeq, a predicted model, not a curated record